This is a messenger RNA of Acanthochromis polyacanthus (spiny chromis), 1000 nucleotides long. RefSeq names its product rho-related GTP-binding protein RhoV-like. Gene Ontology annotation, biological process: small GTPase-mediated signal transduction. The coding region runs from base 70 to 738 and encodes 222 amino acids. The transcript has 3 exons. Gene Ontology annotation, molecular function: GTP binding; GTPase activity. The record is from RefSeq and is a predicted model, not a curated record. Lineage: Eukaryota; Metazoa; Chordata; Actinopteri; Pomacentridae.
ACAGUAAUGCUGCUCUCCUGCAUGGCCUCUCACACUGCUGGGAUAAUGGAGUACUAAUGUAAAGGAAAGAUGGACUGUCAGAGGUGUGAUAAAGCACACAGACUGAGAGAGGAGCUGAGCUGCAUGCUGGUGGGUGAUGGAGCUGUGGGGAAGACCAGCAUGAUCAUCAGCUACAUCUUCAAUGGCUACAACACAGAGUACAGACAGACGGCAUUUGAUGUUUUCACUGGUUUGGUUCAUGUGAAUGGAAUCCCAACUCGCAUCAAACUGAUAGACACUGCUGGACAGGAGGAGUUUGGCCACCUUCGCUCUCUGUGCUAUGCCCAUGUGGACGUCUUCAUCCUCUGCUUCAGCCUGGUCAAUCCUGUCUCCUUUGACAAUAUCACCUCCAAAUGGAUCCCACAGAUCCGAGCAGGGAAUCCGACUUCUCCCAUCGUUCUGAUUGGAACUCAGUCAGACCUUUGCCACAAUGUGGACGUCCUCAUUCAUCUGGCCCAGCGGAGCAGCAGACCGGUGCGGUGCAGACAGGCUAGAAGGCUCGCACACAGGAUCAGAGCUCACGACUACGUGGAGUGUUCAGCUCUGACACAGCACAACCUCAAAGAUGUGUUUGACUGUGCUGUAUUUGCUGCAAUUAUGCACAAGCACAGUGGAGCUAAAUCCAGAAAGCUCAGCCUGCUUAAACGUUUGAAGUCUUUUUGUGAUUCUGGAUGGAGGAAAUUCUUCAGAUUCAUUUGACGAGAAAGCUAAAGAGUGGAGUGAAUACGCUCAGCCUGGUGGUCACUGUCUGUGUUUGGAUUACUAUACAUUUUUUUUACCAAAGUAUUUUUAUGCAAAAUAUGGCUUGUGCACCAAAAGAACAAGACUUAAAACCUGCGUUGAUAUUUGACAAUUGGUGUCAAACAAUCACUGAAUUCAUUCCGCUACAUAUUCUGCUCUGUGUACCUUUAUUCUUUUUAGCUUCACAAUUAGAUUAUUGCUAUCCGUGUUCAUAUUUGUG